UCUCGUAACGCCGCACCGUCAAGAUGGCUGCCGUGCACCACCGAGGGUAAACAUGAAAAUAUCCUCUCCUCACGGCGCUCCGAGGCCAUGACCGACGCCUGAAGGCCACGGAAUACUUAACACAGCUCCCGGCGGACGUGAAGAUGUCGAGCUCAUUUGUGAAGGACUGUUCGGACGUUUCUGCACCUGGGAAUGCCAGCUCCGGGAAAACAGUGAUAAUUAUCGUGAAUAAUGAGACUGGCAAUGUCUCCUUGGAUGGCAGUGAACUACAAAAUCUGCUGGCCUCACACACCCCAUGCCACACAGCGAGCCAUGGUGCUGAUGGCUCCCAGGUGAGUGUGGUGCGGAUGGGGAGUGGUGCAACGGUUAACCUGAGUGAGACGGCUGCCAGCACCAUCACCACCACUGCAGAUGGGGCACAACAUGUCAACCUGACCGUGGAGGGCUACCCAAGCAUACCCGUGGAAGUAGGGCAGGUAGGAGGCACUGGGAACUAUGCUGAGCUGCCGCUGGAUGCCGAUGCCUUCAGGCGGCUGGAGAGUGUGCUGGAGAGUGAGGAGGCCCGGGAGAUCCUGGGCAAGCCUCUCCUUGACAUGGUGGCCAACCCAGAGCAGCUUGGACCCCUGGAGGACCUCAUGGACACCUCCCUGUUUGAAGGAGAGGCUCAAUCAACUGGGCAGUCUGGGUACACGGUGGUGUCCUCGGGCACCGCCAUCAGGAAGAACCAGAGUGCCCCCAAGCGACGGUCUCAGCGACAGAUGGACAAAGCAGAAAGGGAGGAGGUUGAAAAGAUCUUGGCUGAAAACCACAAGAAGAUGCAGGAGGAGAGGGAACAGUUCAGCGGACACCAAAUAGUCGUUCCCUUCCCCCAAGCUGCUGCCCCCACUAUAAUAAGCCUUCAGGGAGAGUGUCAGGAUGGGUUUUUGGUGGCUGAGGACUCUGAGAUGUUUAAAGGCACUGAAGAGCAAGAGGUGGAAGGCAGCAUAGGGAAAGGGAGUGAUUCAGCUCCAGUCAGAGGGAAGGGAAGGGGUCGAGUGAGGGGUAGAGGGAAAGGAAAGGGGGAGGCUGAAAAGGGAAGUCCACAGGAGGUGAAGGGCCGUGGAAGAGGGAAGAAGAUGAUAGAUGGGGAUGGGGAGAAAGCUACAAGAGGAGAGGAGGCAGGGAGAGGAAAGGCAAGAGGAAGAGGGAGAGGAAGGGCCAUCACUGUUGUCACCACCACCACCUCUGCCAAUGCCCACACUAUCAGUGACAUGGUGCAGGAUGCUGAUGGAGAGGCUGUAGAGAUUGCAGGAGGAGUUAAGAAUUGCAAAAUAAUAGUUGGCAAAAAGAAGAGUGUUGAUUCUUCAUCCAACGAAGGUAAAUUCACAGUGGUGGAGGGACAGAAGGAGGCUGAGUUAGACCCUGACAGCACAGAGGCAGCAGCAGAGUCUCAGGAGCAGGUGGCCAAGAAGGUAGUGAAGAAGGCCCCACCCACCCCUAAGGUCAUCCCUCAGUUUGAGCCAGCACUCUUCUCAACCCCGGAUGUGAUGCAAAAAGUGGUUGACGGGUCCCCAACCCAAGCCAUCAUGGUGAAGGGGAACGGAAAGAACAUCAAGGCUCAGAAGAUACUCCUCGUCAAGAAGCAGGGUCAGAAGGAAAAGGUGCUGUCCCAAACACAGCAAGUAAAAGAGGAAAACCCUGAUUUGUCCGAAGUAACUGAAGAACAGGAACCACAUGAGUCUGAUGCUGCAGAUGUAAAUAACAGUGAAGGAUUCAAGACAGAGGAAGAUAUUAAGACAGAGGCAGAGGAGGAGACAAAGCCAAGCACCACAUUGCGAGAGACUGGUAUUUUGAGCAGUGUCAGUAAGGUGAUGAAGAAGAGGGAUGGGAAGUCAAAAGUGUUACAGGUGAAGAGUCCAACAGAGGUGAGAGAGGUGGUAGUGUUGAACUCAGCAAGGGUAGGAAUGAAUAAAGAAACAUUGGUGAAGGUCAUUCCUCCUAGAGACCCACCAAAGGAAGAGGAAAAAACUCCUGGGAAACAGAAAGUGCCCAAGAAAGAGGGCAAACAGCAAGUGAAAAAGACUAGUCCUCCAGCACCAGCACCAGCACCAGCACCGGCGAUAGAAGCAGCAGCACAGGAAGGAGAGCAAGACAAGAUUGAUGGACCCAAAGAGGCAGGUGUUAAUGAACCUAAGAAAAAGCUCUUCAAGAAAUUCAGGUCUGAUGCACAGAAGGGUGGAGACCUUCACAAGUCCUUCGAGGAUAUUGUGCUUCUCAGAAAGAGGGAAGAAGCUCAAAGGAAAAAGGAGGAAAUCCAGAGAAGAAGGGAAGAGAUACUCAUGAAACGAGAGGCCAUCAAGAAGAGGAAAGAAAUGAAAGAAUUGGAACUGAAGGGCGCCAUGGUAAAGAAAGAGGAAGUGACCAACACCCCAAUGAAGGAAAUGCCCACAAAGGUUAUAAAGGUUACCAAUAAAGUGGUGGUGAAGAGAGAAGUAGAGGAUAAGAAGAAGAAUGGGAUGCAGGUAACAGCAGCAACACCAGGAGGCAAGCAAGCGCCCUCCACUCCGCAAGCCACAACCAUCAAGGUGAUCCGUAAGGUGGUGACACAGACUCCUGCAGCCACUCAGGACGAGUCACCCAUCCGACGCAGUAACCGAGCCAUCAAGAAGAAGACCUUUGGGGAUGAGAUGGUCACCUAUGACUUGAAGGAAGAACUUGCACCCAAGGCCAAGGAGGAGGAGGAGGAGGAGGAGGAAGAGGAGGAGGAGGAGGAGAAGGAGACUGUGGAGGAGGAGAUGAUAAUCACUCAGGAGGAAGAGGUGGUGGAGGAGGAGGAGGAGGAAGAGGAAGAGGAUGAUGAAGGGGAAGAUGAUGAUCCAGAGAGGUUGUGGUGCAUCUGCCAGAAGCCGCACAACAAUCGCUUCAUGAUUUGCUGUGACCGCUGUGAGGAUUGGUUCCAUGGCUCCUGUGUCGGGGUUACCAAGGCCAUAGGUCAGCAAAUGGAACAUGAAGGCAAGGAGUGGGUGUGCCCAAAAUGCAAAAAGACAGAACGUGCGAUGAAGGGUGUGGUCGUGCUGGGGAAGAAGAAGAUUGAGGGACAAUUCAGUGGCCUGUCAGGAAAAGUUGAACAACCCCAACUCUCCCCAACCAAGACAGUCAAGCAGAUCAUCAUUAGUAGGCCAGCUGAGGUGGAGAGUCAGGGUGUGGGUAAAAAACCUGCAGAUGGAAAGAAGCCCCCAGAUGGAGUCAAGAGGCUAGGCGGCCUGUCUGGCUUCACCAUCCCCAAAAAGGUGAAUGUUGUGCACGAGGCCAUCACUCCACCCAAGAAGAUACUCAGUGAUGAGAAGAAGGUCACGUCCCCGCAUGUCAUCAAGCUGUCACAGAAAAAAGGCUCCGAUGGAAGAGAGCAUGUCAUUCAGCCUCGCUUCUGGCAGAAGGUGCAGGAGUCAGCUCAGGGUGUUGGCUCCUUAGAGAAGACCAAGCCGAAAGUGCUGGUUUACCAGAAGACCACUGGGAAGAUCAUCUCAGGUGCUGAAGCGCCAUCAUUCGAUGAGCUGAAGGAUUGGCUGAAGGAGCACCCAGACUGUGGCAUCCUGCAGCCUGGCAUGAUGAACGCCUCAGGGACACUUGUCACUCAGGGCGCCACAGUGACUGCAAGCCCCAACAGCCAAAAGAAGGUGAUCCAGGUAGCCAAGUCAACAGCUCCAUUGAGCAGUCCCAUGUCCCAGAAGGUAACUGUGGUCAAGUCUGCUGAUGGUCGAGUCAUCGUGAAGACUUCUGAAAACUUAGAAAAAGAGGCAUUGACCAAAGUGGUGAACACUGUGACCUCACAGCCCACCACCAAGACUGUCAUUGUCAGCACCACCAAGGCCUCAGUUCCCUUGGUUAAGGAGAUGGAAGAGAAGAAGGAAGCACCUCAAGCCAAGAAGGAAGCACCUCAAGCCAAGAAGGAAGCAACUCCAGCCAAGAAGGAAGCAACUCCAGCCAAGAAGGAAGCAACUCCAGCCAAGAAGGAAGCAACUCCAGCCAAGAAGGAAGCAACUCCAGCCAAGAAGGAAGCAACUCCAGCCAAAAAGGAAGCAACUCCAGCCAAGAAGGAAGCAUCUCCACCUAAGAAGGAAGAGUCUGUCCCACCAGCCAAGACACCUGCCAAGGAGUCCAAAAAGCUCUCAGAUAAUGUAACCAGUCCACCAGUGAAGUUAUCACCAGCGGAGAAGAAGAAGGCUGACAAUGCUGAGGUGAGGAACAAUGUAAAGAAGACCCUUGCUGAGUGCCUUGCUAAGCGCUGUGAGGAGACCAAGGACGAAUUCCCUAAUGUCACUGACGAGUACAUUAAGAAGCUCGUCAAUGAUAUAGAGAGAGAACUUUACCUACACUUUGCCAAGGACGUUGGAAUGAAGUACAAGACCCGGUACAGGAGUAUUCUGUUCAACACCAAGGACUCCAAGAAUUCAGGGCUGUUCCGCAAGAUCCUCAAUGGAACAAUAUCCCCCUCACAGCUGGCCAAGAUGACCUCAGAGGAACUGGCCUCCAAGGAGCUGUUGGAAUGGAGGGAACGAGAGGAGAAAAAGGAGUUGCAAGCAAUUGAGAAACAUGAACUAGAAAUGAUUGCUCUAGGUAAUCAGUACAUUAUGAAGUCCCAUAAAGGAGAAAUUGAAAUUGACAAGGAUGAGUUCAUUAAGGAAAAGGAAAAAGCUGCUGAUAUCCUCGCUACACUUCCAAUAGACCCCAUGGCUGAGAUCCUUGAUGACUCCACUGCCAACCACAACAGCCACAUUUAUGACCUUAACUGUAAGAUCUGUAACGGGCUUCAGGAAGAGCCCACUGCGACCCUCCAAGACUCUAAAUCCCAGAAAGAAAAGUUAAAGGAAAAGUCAAACAAGAACUCUAAAGACCACAAGAGUGAUGAACCAGCCAAGGUGAAAGACAGGAAGGAUAGGAAAAGUUCAUCAGACAGGGAUAGGAGAGAAAGGAAAGACUCCUCUGACAAGGAUAGGCAUAGACACCGCAGUAAAGAUCACAAAGAUUACAAGGAUAAGAGCAAGGACAAAGACAAAGACCGAGAUAAGGACAGGAAUAAAGACAAGGACAAAGACCGAGACAGAGAUAGGCAUAGGAGCAAGAGUAAACAUUCAGAUGAUUCCAAAGACAAACCAAGGGACAGAGAGCGCCACAAGAGCAGUAGUAGCAAUGUCAGCAAUGACAAAGAAAAGGACAGGGACAAGGAGAGGGAAAGACGAGACUCCAGGGAUAAACGUGAUGAUAAGAACAGGAGACAAAAGGACAAACAACGGGAUCGACGGGACUCCAAAGAUGAGAAAAGCACCAGCAAGAGAAGAGACAGUGAGAAGGACGACAAGAAAGACAGUAGAAAGAGACGCCACAGUGGCUCCCGAAGUGAAGACAGGAAGAGGAGAGAGAGCGAGAAGGAGAACACAAGGCACAGAGACAGUGGGUCGUGUGAGAAGCAAAAGGAUGAGGUCAGCACCAGCGAUGAUGUUGUGUUUGACAUUGGUGGUGCAGAACGAUCCUCCUCUUCCUCCUCACUUCCUGAUGGCCACACGAGGGAUGCUGAGCCCUCAUCUACUGUCAUUGGGAGCCCAGAAGACACCAAUAUGGAGCCUGCGUCACCAACAUCAGAGGAUGAAAUGCUGAAUUUGUCACAAGACUCUGUCCCCCCACUACCACCCACCACCCCUAACUAUGCUCCUCCUCCCCCAGCUGAGGCCUACUCCCCCUCUUCACCCUUAAAUUCUGAGAAGUCAAGUCCACAGCCACCACUUGAUAGGGACACCUUGACCCCCCCCCCUCUCCCAGAGGACGAAAUGCCCACUGCCCCUCCCCUCCCUGACUAUGAUAUCCCUUGCACCCCCCCACCACCUGAUGAGUACAAUCCUCAGACUCCCCCCAUGCCUGGCCUCUUUGGAACUUAUAAGAACUUCUAUUCAGCUUCUCCACCAAUGGAAUGUUCAACCACUCCACCAUUGCCUGAGCCCUCCUCCACACCACCUCUCCCCCGACCAGAUUCCCCCGGAACCCCACCCCUUCCUACAUCUGGGGGAACAACUCCUACUCAGACUGGUGCCUCCUCAACCCCACCUCACACCCCAAGGGGAUCCACACCUCCUCUUCCCAGGGAAAAGUCAUCAGGAUUAUUCUUGGGUGCAUCUGGUUACACUUCCUCAUCUCCCACUCUGUCUGAGUACAACAAGAACUUGGGCAGGCUCACUCCUCCCAUCGGUGCAGAGACUCUUGCCGUGCCCCCCAAGUCAUCAGGCCCUGUGCUCAUUACCCCAGAGCCUGAGAAUGUGUGGGAGGGCAUCAUUCACAUGCCAGAUGUAGCCAAAUUCAGUGCAUCAGCUUUUGAGGUGUCAGGAAAAGCUAAAUUUCUUCCAAAUGACGUGCCAAAUAUGAUAGAAGUUGUUGGGCGCAUUGCUCCUGACAUGGUGUGGAGCUACAUCGCACAAAUGAAGAAGAGUGGAUCAAAGGAGAUACUAGUGGUUCGUUUUCAACCAGCAAAUGAAGAAGAGAAGGUCUCGUAUAUUGCCUUAUAUUCCUAUCUGUCAUCAAAAAAGAGGUAUGCUGUUAUUGGCAACUGUGGGAAGUCUGUGAAGGAUUUCUAUAUUGUGCCUCUUGCCUCUCACCAAACCAUUCCUCAAGUACUCCUCCCUCUCAACGGGCCAGGCUUUGAGGAGCAGCGUGCACACAUGCUUAUUGGGGUGAUUGUGCGGGCCAAGAGCAAGAGAGUGUUUGACCACACCACUGGCAAUUGGAAGGUUGUUAGUGGAGGUCAGACUGUGCCCCCUCAUAAAAUCAGUGACUCAGACCGGAGUUGCACCCCACCCCUUCCUACUGAUGAAGACAUACAAGAAAUAGCUCUGGCUGCCAAGGAAGCAGAAGACUUUAAUCUUGAGAAUGACCUUCUAGGGUACAAAGAAUCGAGGUCACUGAAGCGUCGAACCAAGAAUGCUGGGGAGAGCUCCCAAUCCAAGAAGAGAAGAGAUCAAUCCUCAGUCUCCAGUUCACCAAGCAUUGGAGAGGAACCCAAGAGUCCACCAGAAGACAGCUAUGUUGAAGCUUCCCUUGACCAAGAGUCGAUGCUUGCAGAAUUAAAUCGACAAAUUGAGGAGCACAAAAAGGAACUGAGUGAAAUGCAAAAAACAAUUGGGAAUGAUGAGGAUGAACCUUACAGUCCUUCCCACGCUGAUGAGAGCCCCAGUAAUGAAGGUGAACAGUUAAAGCUUGAUACAUCAAAAAUCAGUAUUCCAUCCAACUUACAGGAAAUAUUAGAUAAUAUCAGAGAUAAGGAAGCUGAAAUCAAACAGAAAGAACAGGAGAUUAAGAGGCGAUUAAGUUUGACAUCUGAUCCAAUUGUAAUGAAUUAUGGUAAAUAUCAGACCUAUGAGAAAAAGAAAGUAAAAGAAGCCACCACUUCAGGUAAGGAUGUUGACCUAAGACCUUUGCUUCAAACUCAAACUAAGCCAAAUAAAGAAACUAAAACAGAUACAGACCUUAGAGUUUUAAAGGCAGCAACUGAAGAGACAAAGACAAAUAACACUGAACCUGUCACAAAGCAAGAGGAAGAUGUAGAUCUCCGUAUCAGAGAUCCUCGUUUAGCCAGAGCUCAGGCUGCUGCUGCCAGCACAGCUGCUGCAGCUCCUUCCACUGAGAAUUCAGAAAAGGGUAAAACCUUAAGCAAAAUGACAGAUGAGGAGUUGUUGGCCAAAGCUUUAGAGAUGGAAGAUAGUGAGUCUAGCAGCAGACAGGCUGUUUCUGAAGGUGGAGUAGAAUCUCAGUUUCAUCCAGUCAUGCCAGUACCCCCUCCCUUCAUUGCACCAGGCAUCCCAGGGGGAUUCAUUCCCCCAGGAGGACCCAUGGUGGGAUCUGAAGCCAUGGCAGGUCCCAUGCCACCUCCACCGAUGCCCCCAGUCCCCCCUCCCUUCAUGGGUCCAAUAGGUCUUCCCCCUGUUGACAUGUACAGACCUGAAAGCUCAAGACUGGGAGGUCCACAAGGACUUCCAGGUUAUGGAAGUCCUGAUGCAGGAACACAUGGGUCCUCAGGUUAUUCAGGGGCAUCUGGGUCAAGUAGACAAAGGUACCCCAACCAGGCCUGGGAGGCAGGGCAGGACUACAGUAGCAGAGGCUGGGGUCAUGGCUACCCAGACAGAGACAGGGACAGGGAGAGGGACUGGGCUAGGGACAGGGACUGGAAUAGGGACUGGGACAGGGACAGGGAAAGAGACAGGGAUCGGGAAAUGCACAGCAGCAGGGAUCCCGGGCAUUCAAGAUAUCAGUACAAAGGGAGGCGGCAUGACAGGAAGGGUGGGAGGAGGAGGGAUAAGCGGGAUAAGGAAAAGGGGGUUACAAAAGAACCUGAAGAUGAUGAUGCUUCUUACCCGGAAAUCGAUUACUAACUUAAGAUAGCCCGAUGUAAUUAUUUUAUGUACUUUUAAAUGUGACAUACCAUGUUAUGUUUGUCAAGGGUCCAGAUAUAAUUACCAUAAGUAUGAAACAGUAACAUGAAGUAUUCUCUCUGAAGCUAUAUUUUACUGUCACAUUGCCUGAAAAACGUAAUUGCUCAUAUUGGGCGUUUAGAGAAGCAUUGUACAUAGUUCUGUGAAUAAAGCUGAUACUGUUAGGACAAUUUUUGUAAUGUGCAAAGCUGUGUAAAUGUAUGAACAUAGUGGGUCCACCAUAUUUGUUAUAGAGAACAUGUAGGUCAGUAUAGAAGUAUUGCAGCUUCAGAUUUCCUAAGCUUUUCAAAAGCAUAUUGUUUGACUUCAUAAUUGUUAAAUGUACCCAAAAAGAUGGAAAGGCACCUUGUGAACCUAAGGGUUUAUUUUACAAAUAGGGUAAAUGUUUAUAUUUUGUAAAUAUUAAUAGGAAUUUUAGUUUGGACAAUUUGGAUCCUGUAAUUUUUUUAUGCAAUAUACUUGUAUACACCUGGUAGCAUAUAAUUUAGUUCCCCACCAUACUUCUCAAACUGCUCGAUUUGAAACACCAAAAACAUUUUCUUGACACUGUUACUUGGAGCAGGUCUUCCUUGCAUGACUGUCCCACGGUGCGGGCCAGUGUGCCGCUGCUCUUUGUGGGGGGACGGUUCAGGGGAGGGGUUUGUGGAAGUCAUCGUCUUAAGUGUGGCAUUUUGUGAUAGGAAAUCUGUAGCCAUGAAAACCUGCUAGAAAUUACAACAUGUAGUAUUAAGUUGAGUUUUAUAUUCAUAUAUAUUAAAUAUAUAAUAUAUAUUUGUCAACAGAAGAGCAGGCAUUCAUUGAAAAAUUGUUGAAACAUUUAUUUGUUAAGAGCUUUAUAUUCUUAAAUAAAAGUGGUUACUAAUUCUUGUCCAAAAAUAAAAAUAUAAUUUUUGUAAAGGAUUUUUUUUUGUGUCCUGGCAGAGUUGUGAAUUAGAAAGUAACUGUUAGAACACAGAAUUGCCUUGACCUUUUGGCCACCUGAGUCUUGAGUGGAUGCCUGCCUUCUAUGCAAUGCUGUGGCCAGCGGCCCGGCACACGCCACAGCAGCCGGUACAUGCCUGGUGAACGAUGCCUGUGUAGCACCCGUGUGCAAGGCUACUCUGUACAAAACUGUGAAUAUGUGAGCUGCUGUGCAUGUGUUCUUUGACGUGUUUUUUUACUUAGGUAGUUUUAGUUUAUGCCUUAUUUGUCUGGUUUACCGUAAGACACUCCUCGCACUAUGCUGACAAUGUACACGUGUGCCUGACCCAUCACACUACGCUAGGCUUGUUGAGUGCCGAGUGUGCUGCUUCUUCUGACUGUCCCUGUGUUCUGCACCUGUUGCAGACUCACCUGUGCAUUACCUGCUGGUGAUGAGAAAUAAUCCCUUGACUUUCAUGCCAUCAGAUAGUUUGCGGAUGUAACUUACCCCGACACAAUGUUGUACUCUGCCGAUGCAUUCAUACUCAUCUGUAUCUAUUUUUAUUUGGUAAGAAUAGUUUUUAACUAAAUUGAUUGGAGUUGUCACUCGCAUGAAACCUACAUUCAAGACUGAUUUCAAAUAAACUGGUGCUGAGGAUGUGAAGAGUGGUUUCAUUGUGUCUCAUCCCUGGCAGGCCUAGUCAGUCUAUUAAAAUUCCUCUUUAGUAUAGGAACAGGACAAAAAUAGUGCCCUUGCCCCACCAGCUGGUAGGUUCUCAGGUGGCUGGGCCAGAGGACACAGCACCACCACCUCACGACACACACACAAACACACACACACAAAACAGCUGUUCUGGUCAUGCAUGAAAGGAAUCCACUCAGUAAAGUGUCAAAUACUAGCCAAAUUAGAAACUGGAAAACCGAGAAGAGGCACCAAGCAGUUUACAGACACUGCUGGUCAGUCUCACUUGCAUUUUUUUUUCUAGCACUUAUGAUGAACACAUACAAAAAGUACAGGAGCCAAGGACAUACACUGAACCAGACUGUCUUAGAACACCCACCACCACCACUAU
Eriocheir sinensis (Chinese mitten crab) is the source of this 10426-nucleotide messenger RNA. It is a transcript of the gene pps, whose product is annotated as death-inducer obliterator 1-like. NCBI's taxonomy places the organism in Eukaryota, Metazoa, Arthropoda, Malacostraca, Decapoda, Varunidae. Gene Ontology annotation, biological process: DNA-templated transcription. Bases 144 to 8393 code for a protein of 2749 amino acids. Gene Ontology annotation, molecular function: protein binding. Gene Ontology annotation, cellular component: nucleus. The record is from RefSeq and is a predicted model, not a curated record. The transcript is spliced from 25 exons.